GCCAAGGGCAGCAGCAGAACAUUGCCGAUUACUUCGGGGUCUCUCGGAGACAGCAAAUAGGUGCCAGUGGGAUCAAGAAUAGUAGAAUCAAAGAAGAGCUACUGGAUCCCAUCUUCAUGGAACCGGAUGAUUCCUUCAGUGGUGUCUCCACCGUGCAGGAGAUCAGUGGUGAUUCCUGCUCCUUUCUGGAGGAUGAGGACCUUGUACCAGCUCCCAGGGAAAGCUCCAGAAAACGGCCUUUGUCUACUGCAGCUGGAGGGGUGCCCAAGCCAGAGCACGAUUUGUGGGGUGAGCCUGAGAAGAAGCCAAUGGUGGUUCCUCCAGGACACAGCCAGAUCAAGCAGGAACUUGAUGACAUGGAAAUCGAACCAGUCCCUGAUGCACAUUACGGACUCCUGGGGACUCCGAACUGGGAAUUGCCUCAGGGGAGUAUCAACGACCUGCCUGUUGAAGUUGUGAGGAACAUCUUUGCUUUCCUGCCAGUGACUGAUCUGUAUCAGAGCGUGAGCCUGGUGUGUCACUGCUGGAGGGAGAUAGUCAGUGAUCCACUGUUCAUUCCUUGGAAAAAGCUGUACCAUCGGUACGUAAUGAAGGAGGACACGGCCCUGCGCAGAGUUGAACAGCUCUUGCGGGAUUUCGCCAUAAUGAAGGAGCAGGAGGAAUGUGUGUUGGGGCUGAUCAGGUGCGUGUCUGCCAUAUCCACUGGCCGGAAAGUGGAUCCCAGUGCAGUUCUCCGGUGUUUGAAGAGUCAUCACCUCUUCUCAAAGGCUGAACUCUGUGUUGCCAACAAACUGCCGCAUUUACAGAGCAGGAUGGAGCCUGAGAACAUGUGGGCCAUAAUCACAGUCAUGGUGCUUUUCUCUGACGGCGUCAGUGACAUCCAAAACCUGAUGGUGUGUCUGCAGAGAUCCUGCUCUACCCUCUCUGUUGUGGAUGUGACCGAGGCGCUUUACUGCAUAGCCACGCUGCUGUAUGCGAUGAGGGACCGGGAUAUUGCGAUCACUAACAGGAUCCAUUACAAUAUUUUCUACUGCUUGUAUCUGAUGGAAAAUUCUUCUGUAACUGUGCAGAGAGCAGGAGAGGAAGCACUGGCUUUGGGCUGCCCACAAGACUUACAAUCCAGUAACUGUCCUGAAGUAAAGCUGACCAGUGAACAGCAAAGGAUUUUGAAUCACAAAAUCGAGCGUGGUCAACUCGUGAAAAUUAUGGCAUUAGCAG
Eurypyga helias (sunbittern) is the source of this 1218-nucleotide messenger RNA. RefSeq names its product F-box protein, helicase, 18 (gene FBH1). The record is from RefSeq and is a predicted model, not a curated record. NCBI's taxonomy places the organism in Eukaryota, Metazoa, Chordata, Aves, Eurypygiformes, Eurypygidae. The transcript is spliced from 6 exons. The annotation marks the transcript as partial. Gene Ontology annotation, molecular function: protein binding.